This is a messenger RNA of Penicillium argentinense, 873 nucleotides long. RefSeq lists its product as uncharacterized. The transcript has 2 exons. The record is from RefSeq and is a predicted model, not a curated record. Bases 1 to 873 code for a protein of 290 amino acids. Lineage: Eukaryota; Fungi; Ascomycota; Eurotiomycetes; Eurotiales; Aspergillaceae.
AUGGCAUCAUUACGCAUCUGCUCUCUCCCUCUGCGCGCCAUCCGGUCGCCAGCAACAGCGACAAGUCCAUCAACAUGUCUCUACCAAAACUCCCGUCGCACCACACCACGACACACCUCAACCACCCGCCCACACAGCACAUCAUCCGUCUCCGCCGACGAAGUCUCCCACUUCUCCUCCCUCGCGAGCUCCUGGUGGGACCCAAUGGGCCCCUCCCGAAUCCUCCACCUCAUGAACCCCCUCCGCCACGAAUUCAUCGCCUCCUGCCUCGUCGAAAGCCCACCACCCCCAACCAGAGACCCGAACAUCCCCAACGCCGCAAAACUGCACUACCUCGACAUCGGCUGCGGAGGUGGCAUCUUCGCUGAAUCGCUCGCGCGCACAAUCCCGCUCGAUCCCUCUGCCCGGGCUCCAACACCCACCCGCGCAGCAUCAAUGACAACCAACCAUCGAUCCGACGACAACACUCAUCCAGAUCGCGCGCGAGCACGCACGCAUGGAUCCAACAAGAUCACCUCCCCAUCUCCAUCACCACCAACAUCCUCAUCCUCAUCCCAGCCGGAGGCCCCAUCCACCACCCCACAACCACCCCAAUACGACAUCGUAACCCUCUUCGAAGUAAUCGAACACAUCGACUACGGAAACCACCAGCCCGCAAACCUUCCUCGCAAACUGCCUACGCACACUCAAACCUGGCGGCUGGCUAAUCGGCUCCACAAUCUCCCGCACCCUCCCCUCCUUCAUCCUGAACCAACUCAUCGCCGAAGCGCCCUAGCCCAUCGGCGUCGUGCCCCGCGGAACACACGAGUGGAGCAAAUUCGUCAACCCGCCGGAACUGCGCAGGUAAGCGGAGGAGGCGCUGAUGCGUGCUGA